AUGGAAAAGGAGGCAAGAUUGAAGAAAAAUGUACCAAAAACUCUUGAUAAUACUCGAGAAGUAGAUGAAACAAUUAUUGGAGUGGACGAUGAUGAGGUUUUUGAGGAGGAAGUGUCUGAUGAAUUUUCGAAAUAUUUUCAAGAUGGAUUAUCACAAAGAUGUUGA
Messenger RNA from Entrophospora sp. SA101, 165 nucleotides. The record is from the annotation of a GenBank genome assembly. Lineage: Eukaryota; Fungi; Glomeromycota; Glomeromycetes; Entrophosporales; Entrophosporaceae.